AUGUCCCUCGUGUCUGCGCAAUUCAAUGGAAACAAUUACCUGACUUGGGCAAGAUCCGUCAAGAUAGCACUCGGAGCCAAACAAAAAUUGGGCUACAUUGACGGAUCCUAUGUGAAACCUACUGAAGACAAAGAAGCCAUCGAACGGUGGCAAAGAAAUGACUACAUGGUAGUCUCAUGGAUACUGAGCUCCAUAUCAAAAGAGAUUGCAGAAGCAUUCCUGUAUACCAACUCUGCCAAAGACUUAUGGACAAAUCUUGAAACACGGUUUGGUGAGAGCAAUGGCCCACUUCUUUAUCAAAUUCAAAGAGAGAUCACCUCCAUUACCCAAAAAAAUUCUACUGUUGCUGUCUAUUUUACAAAACUCAAAAAACUUUGGGACGAAUUAGGAUCUUUGGAUCCUUUGCCUGUAUGCACGUGUGGAGCGAGCAAGAAGAUGUCAGAGAAAAUCACCUCCCAAAAACUAAUACAAUUUCUUAUGGGACUAGGCGACACAUAUGAACAAGUGAAGAACCAAAUAUUGCUUAUGGACCCGCUACCUACAACUGCUAAAGCUUGCUCCAUGGUGCACAGGAUUGAGAAACAAAUGGAGGUAAAUUUUAGGACCUCUGAAGUUGGACGAGAAGGGGUUAUGGCUGUACAAGUUGCUGAGAUUAAAGGACAAGAAAAUGUGAAGAUGAAUUUCAAGAAAGGGACAACGCUUGAUAAGAAACACCUGCAAUGUGAUCACUGCAAGAAAAAGGGACAUGUGAAAGAAGGUUGCUUUGAACUUGUGGGAUACCCUGAAUGGUAUAAGAACAUGAUGGAUCAGAGGAAAAUUGGAAGCAGACCAACCACUGCAAGAACCAUGAAUUCAAGGGUUAACUAUCAAGCCAACAAUCUAUGGACAAGCUUGAAUGGAAAUCCAGAUUCAGACAUCACAGAUCUCAUUAGAAAAGAGAUGCACAGAUCAUUCAAGAACAAAACACUAGCGAAAUGA
Sesamum indicum (sesame) is the source of this 978-nucleotide messenger RNA. The record is from RefSeq and is a predicted model, not a curated record. NCBI's taxonomy places the organism in Eukaryota, Viridiplantae, Streptophyta, Magnoliopsida, Lamiales, Pedaliaceae.